AUGCUUAAUAACAAACCGCAAGGGAAUUUGCCUAGUAAUACUGUGGUAAAUCCUAAAGAGAACUGUCAAGCAAUUUUGUUGAGGAAUGGUAAGCAAGUGGAGCAGCCCAGUGUACAAAAGUCAGUGGUUCAGAAUGAAGAGUUGGGUGAGAAAUCAGAUACAAAAGCGAAUGGGGUUACUGAAGACCACCAGGAGGUAUUCAAAAAGCUGCACAUCAAUAUUCCAUUUGCUGAGGCAUUAGAGCAGAUGCCUAGUUAUGUCAAAUUUAUGAAAGAGAUUCUGUCCAAGAAAAGGAAGUUGGAAGAUUAUGAGACGGUGGCGCUCACUGAAGAAAGACUUGGUUUGGGGGAGGCUAGUCCUACAACAGUCACAUUACAGUUAGCAGAUCGUUCAGUGAAACACCCCAGAGGAAUCAUAGACGAUGUCCUUGUUAAAGUGGACAAGUUCAUUUUUCCGGCAGAUUUCAUAGUUCUGGAUAUGGAGGAGGAUAUGGAUGUACCUAUCAUUCUGGGCAGGCCAUUUUUAGCUACUGGGCAGGCUUUAAUUGAUGUGCAGAAAGGUGAACUGACACUUCGAGUUCAGGGUGAAGAAGUGGUAUUCAACGUGUUUAAGGCUGUAAAGUUUGCAAAUGUCAAUGAUAGCUAUUUCAAAGUUGACAUGGUAGAGAAAGCGGUGGCAGAAAUUAAUCUUACAGAGGAUUCACUUCAGAAGAGCUUGACAAUUGGGGAUAUAGAUGCUGAUUUAGACAGUGAGGUCCAAGAGUGUGUACAGUGGAUGAAUUCUAAAGGGCCGAUUUAUCAGCGGAAAUAUGAAGAUUUGGGCCAAGGACCUGAAAGACCAUUACCAUCAGUUCAGAAACCUCCAGAGUUGGAAUUGAAAUCAUUGCCUGCACAUCUUCGCUAUGCUUUUCUGGGUGAGAAGGAGACUUUACCAGUCAUUGUGUCUUCUUCUCUUUCUAAUGAGGAGAUGGAAAAACUGUUCCGGGUGUUGAGAACCCAUAAGUUGGCAAUUGGAUGGACGUUGGCAGAUAUUCAGGGAAUAAGUCCAUCCACAGUUAUGCACAAGAUCUUGAUGGAAGAUGACAGUAAGCCCUCUAUUGAAGCACAACGUCGAUUGAAUCCAGCAAUGAAAGAGGUGGUAAGGAAGGAGAUCUUGAAGUGGUUAGAUGCUGGGGUGAUCUAUCCUAUUUCAGACAGUAGUUGGGUGAGUCCAGUUCAGGUAGUCCCUAAGAAAGGAGGGAUUACAGUGGUGAAGAAUGACAAUAACGAACUUAUCCCAACGCGUACCGUAACUGGUUGGAGGAUUUGUAUAGAUUAUCGUAAACUGAACAAAGCAACCAGAAAAGAUCACUUUCCACUGCCUUUCCUUGAUCAGAUGAUAUUAAAGCAGAAAUUGGUGUCGGCACCUAUAGUAAUUUCACCAGAUUGGGACCAGCCAUUUGAGUUAAUGUGCGACGCGAGUGAUUUUGCAGUGGGUGCGGUUCUGGGGCAGCAUGUUGACAAAGUAUUUCGGACUAUUUAUUAUGCCAGCAGAACACUAAAUGGCGCUCAGUUGAAUUAUGCCACCACUGAGAAGGAGCUUCUUGCCAUUGUAUAUGCAUUCGAUAAAUUCAGGCCGUAUUUGAUGGGGAACAAAGUUAUUGUGUAUACUGAUCACUCAGCAAUCAGGCAUCUUAUUGCUAAGAAAGAUGCUAAACCCAGACUUAUUCGUUGGGUACUUCUUUUACAAGAGUUUGAUAUGGAGGUUCGGGAUAAGAAGGGUACUGAGAAUUUGGUAACGGAUCACUUAUCAAGACUUGAGUUGGGGGAUAAGUCAGAACUUGCUGCAGGAGAGAUUAAUGAGAGUUUCCCAGAUGAACAAUUAUUUGCAGUGGAAGAUGAGUUAGUGCCAUGGUUUGCGGAUUAUGUGAAUUAUUUGGCAGCCAACAUAGUGCCACCAGAAUUUGUAGGGCAGAGAUUGAAAAAGUUUUAUCAUGAUGUGAAGAACUACUACUGGGAUGAUCCUUUCUUAUUCAAACAAUGUCCGGAUUUGAUUAUCAGAAGAUGUGUGCCUGAAAGAGAAAUGAAGGACAUCUUGUUUCAUUUCCAUGCAUCACCGACUGGUGGACAUUUUGGGGGAGCAAGGACUGUUGCAAAGGUCCUUGAAUGUGGAUUUUAUUGGCCUACUCUGUAUAAAGACAGCUAUGACUAUGUGAAACGGUGUGAUUGUUGUUAA
Messenger RNA from Humulus lupulus (European hop), 2214 nucleotides. RefSeq lists its product as uncharacterized. The transcript has 4 exons. NCBI's taxonomy places the organism in Eukaryota, Viridiplantae, Streptophyta, Magnoliopsida, Rosales, Cannabaceae. Bases 1 to 2214 code for a protein of 737 amino acids. The record is from RefSeq and is a predicted model, not a curated record.